Molecule: messenger RNA, 533 nt
Organism: Paramecium sonneborni
Lineage: Eukaryota; Ciliophora; Oligohymenophorea; Peniculida; Parameciidae
Source: the annotation of a GenBank genome assembly
AUGAUGUAACUAAAAUUUGCAUUACUAUAGAAAAAAUAAUUUAGUUUAGAAUAUUUGAAAGUUAAGAAGAGAUUAAAUUUGAAGAAAUUCAUAAAGAAAAAAUUAAGUAAAUUUGUUUAUCAACUGAAGAAUAAUAUCUUGUCUCUUGUAGCAUUGAUAAUAAUAUUAUUAUUUGGAAUGUUAAAAAUAGAUAAGCAAUUUACUUUAUAAAAGAUUAAAUUUGCGUUGAUUUAUUAUUUGAAUCAUAUAUAGUAUUCAUACUUUAAACUUAAAAGUCGAUAAUUUUUUAUGAAAUCAAUAUAGAUUGUAAUACUUUAAAAAUUAUUAAAUAUUUUGAAUUAGAAUAAAGUAUUGAUAAUUAAAAUUUACAAUAUACAAUGAGUUUAUUAGGCAAGAAUAGAUUUUAAUAUUUGGUAAUAAAGAGUAGAUAGAAUAUGGUAAUGAAACACCUUAUUUAUAGAGGUUAAAUUAAAGUUUAUAAUUAAUUUGAACUUUCUUCUGAUGAGAUAAUUUUAUUAACGAAGAUUUUUUGA